AAGUUUGAACAGUUGUCUCACUGCAGAGUCUCACUCAUUUCCUCGUUACACUCCAUCACAGCAGAUAUGGAUUCAAAUGUCUUGUUUGUGUGUGUUUUGUGUGUGGUCGUGUUCCCUGCCAUAUGGGCCGAAUACUGCAGCAGCUACAAGGACAAGUAUGGUGUCUCUCAUGGGGCACAGCAGUGUAGCAUGGCAUACUGCUGUGGAGACUGCACUUACAAAUUCUGCUGCAGGGACCAGUCACAACGCCUAAGUCAAAGCCAACAGGAACGCUGUUCCACAAGGCCCGGUGGCGAUAAAACCAACCGCACAGGUGUACUUUUGGGAAGUAUACUUGGGUCUGUUUUUCCCAUCAUCCUCUGUGUGGGCCUCAUCAUCUGCUGUGUGGCCCCCUGCUGCUUGUGCUACAAGAAAUGUCGCAAAGGGGGCAGCCGAGGGCAUUCAAUUGUCCAACCACCCAUGCAUCCACAAUCUCCAUCUGGAUAUCAGCCAGGCUACCCAGGCUAUCACCCGGGGCCAGGAUAUGGAGGCAUGCCAAUGCCCCCAGCACCACCAUACAUGGCGAAUAACGGUCCAGGUUAUCCUGCUCCGUUCAAUCCAGGAAUGCCGAUGUAUCCGCUCCAUCCUGCUGGCCAGGUUUAUGCAGAACCGCCACAAUCAGAAGAGCAUGUGCAGCCACCUUACAACCCCUCGUAUGAGCCAAACUCCUAAACGGCAUCGUUAACUUGACUUCUUAUUAGAUUGAACUCUAUGUUUUAAGCCACAGAUCAAAAUUCUUGUGGAAAUAUGAAAUGCAUGUGGAUUGCAUUGUGUUGAUAUUCUGGGAAGUUUUCAAGAUGUCACAUUAGAGCUGUAUAAACCUUGGGAAAUCUUUUAUGGAUGAACUGUUCUGAGUCAUAACUUCAUUAAUGACUAGUUGUUUAGUGCAUCCAAUUUACAAAUUGCAACACUUGUAAAGAGAAAUUACACUGUUGAGUGUUGAAAAAAAGUUUCAAGGACCAUUAAAAUUCAAAAAACAA
Molecule: messenger RNA, 1019 nt
Organism: Stegastes partitus (bicolor damselfish)
Lineage: Eukaryota; Metazoa; Chordata; Actinopteri; Pomacentridae
Product: protein shisa-5-like
Exons: 5
Coding region: 67-711 (214 amino acids)
Source: RefSeq, a predicted model, not a curated record